Limulus polyphemus (Atlantic horseshoe crab) is the source of this 1996-nucleotide messenger RNA. Its product is annotated as metabotropic glutamate receptor 3-like. Gene Ontology annotation, biological process: G protein-coupled receptor signaling pathway. Lineage: Eukaryota; Metazoa; Arthropoda; Merostomata; Xiphosura; Limulidae. The record is from RefSeq and is a predicted model, not a curated record. The transcript has 8 exons. Bases 260 to 1978 code for a protein of 572 amino acids. Gene Ontology annotation, molecular function: adenylate cyclase inhibiting G protein-coupled glutamate receptor activity. Gene Ontology annotation, cellular component: membrane.
CCUUAUCCAAGAAACGAGGUGUCGAAUUUGUUAGACAUUAAAACAGAAGAAGAAAGAAGCUUACAAUGGAUCAGGAAACUUCGAGAAACUACAACAAUUAUUAUAUUCAAUUCAAUUACUAAAACUCUACCUUAGUUUAAUACUAAAGAGAACUAGAAACCAGAAGGCCAGAUACGUUCUAUGAUAUUGGCUAAAGAAAGAUUGGCCUUUUUACGAACUUGGAAGUUCUGCUGACAAAAGCUAGUUAACUUCCAGGAUCAUGUGGUCAUCAGGACGUACUAAGUUAUUCCUCUUCAUAGUUCUGGUGGGCUUUUUCCAUGGCUACAGGUUCACAACACGACUCACACGUAGAAGUAUGAACGUCACUGGCGAUAUUAUGCUUGGAGCUUUGUUUCCAAUUCACGAGCGAAGUAAUCGUGGUCACGAGUGUGGUCGAUUACAGGAGGAAGGUGUUCAGCAGUUAGAAGCCCUCCUGUACACUUUAAAGAAAAUAAACGAAGACCCCAAGUUACUGCCAGGAGUUAAGCUUGGAGUGAUUGCCCUGGAUAGCUGCGACAGCACCACCUAUGCUUUAGAACAAUCUCUGGAUUUUAUUAAAGGUUUCAUUGCAAGAAGCAACUACCAUGAAGAACAAUUCACUUGUUCCGACAAAUCUAUGCCCAAGUUCAGUAAUGGAAAUUUCGACAGGAUCGUUGGGAUAAUCGGCGGACAGUCCAGCUCUGUGUCCAUUCAGCUAGCUAACAUACUUCGCCUUUUUCACGUUCCUCAGAUCAGCUACCAGUCGACUAGCCCAACGUUGAGCAACAAAGAAAAAUACGAAUAUUUUUUCCGUACAGUUCCCUCUGAUGUCAACCAAGCUCAUGCUAUUUUGGAGCUCUUAAGAAGAUUUAAAUGGACCUACGUUUCCAUUGUAUAUUCUAACACCGACUACGGAAAUAAAGGUUAUGAAAAGCUACAAGACCUAGCACCAAAGUACAACAUCUGUUUUUCCAAUCCACAGAGCAUCAACAGUGACCAUUUCGUUGUCGAGGACUAUGACACAGUUAUACAAAAUCUCAAACAGAAGACCAAUGCCAGAGUUGUUGUCGUGUUUGCUGACAAACAAACAGCAAGAAAUAUAAUGACGGCAGCAAGUCGUUUAGGAGUUACCAAUCGGUUUGUCUGGAUCGGAAGCGACGCUUGGAGUGGUCGAAACAGCGUUGUCGAAAAGAAUGAAGAAGUUGUAGAAGGAUCAAUCACCAUUUCUCCAUUAGUAAGGUCAAUAAGAGGUUUUGACCAAUACUUUACAACUUUAACUCCGGAGAACAAUAAGAAAAAUCCCUGGUUCGUGGAAUUCUGGGAGGAAUAUUUCAAAUGUCAUCGUCAGGAGCUACAAGGAAGGCUGAAGUAUCCUCAUUGGUGCCCUACUAACAAGAGGAUAUCUUCGAGUAACGGCUACACUCAGACUCCUUCUUUGCAUUUUGUCCGGGAUGCUGCCUAUGCCUUUGCCCAUGCGUUGCACGAUAUGCACCAGAACGUCUGUGAUGGAAAAGAAGGUCUUUGUGAAAGAAUGAGGCGAAUAGACGGUCCUACGUUUAAGGGAUACUUGCAAAAAAUAACAUUCAUAGAUGAAAAUGGCAAACCGUUUCGAUUUCUGCCUAGCGGCGACGCUCCUCCGAGAUAUAGCAUAAUCAACUUCCAGCAACGGUCCGGAAACUAUACCUGGCGAAACGUCGGUCAUUAUAUUCUAGGCGAAGACGGUGAAGUUGAUCUCGAGCUUCACGAAGAUGAAUUGAAGUUCAAACAACACCAUCCAGGCUUUCCACAGUCCUUCUGCAGUGAGCCUUGCCGCCAGGGACAAAAGAAGUUGCAGAGAGAGGGAGACACCUGUUGUUGGUUAUGCACAAAUUGUUCCGAAUACCAGUAUCUUGAGGAUGAAUAUACCUGUCGGAAUUGUCCUUGGGGAACAUUGCCUAACGACAAAAAACCGAGUGCAUAGACAUCCAAGAAGAGUUUU